AUGAGCCGUAGUCAGUCACCAGCAAGGAGCAGCAGGCAGCAGGCUGGCAAGUGUUACCAGGUGUUACCAGGUGUUAUCCAGGUGUUUCCAGUCGUGCGCCACACUCAGUCACCAGUGAAGAGUGGCAGGCAACUGGCUGGCAUUGAGCCACACUGUGUUCAUGUUGUCCCCCCAGCUUUGUGUUCGCCCCUCUUCCCCAAGAAGAACUAUGAAUGCUUGACUAGCUGCGAGUUCCUCAAGUACAUCCUGCUGGUGAAGCAGGGGGAUUGUCCGGCUCCGGAGAAAGCCAGUGGGUUUGCCGCUGCCUGCGUCGAAAGUUGUGAAGUUGACAAUGAGUGUUCCGGGGUGAAGAAAUGUUGUUCGAAUGGCUGUGGACACACUUGCCAAGUGCCCAAGACUCUGUACAAAGGUGUCCCCCUGAAGCCCAGAAAAGAGUUACGAUUUACAGAACUGCAGUCUGGACAGCUGGAAAUUAAGUGGUCCUCGAAAUUCAAUAUUUCCAUUGAACCUGUGAUCUAUGUGGUACAAAGAAGAUGGAAUUAUGGAAUCCAUCCAAGUGAGGAUGAUGCCACUCCUUGGCAGACGGUGGCCCAGACCACAGAUGAGCGGGUUCAACUGACUGACAUAAGACCCAGCAGGUGGUACCAGUUCCGCGUAGCUGCUGUCAACGUGCACGGGACCAGAGGCUUCACUGCCCCCAGCAAGCACUUCCGCUCUUCCAAAGAUCCAGCUGCACCCCCCGCGCCUACCAGCCUCCGGCUUGCAAACUCAACUGUAAACGGUGACGGAAGCGUGACUGUGACCAUUGUUUGGGAUCUGCCUGAGGAACCAGAUAUCCCUGUACAUCACUACAAAGUGUUCUGGAGCUGGACAGUCAGCAGUAAGUCCCUGGUCCCAACGAAAAAGAAGCGGAGAAAGACCACUGAUGGGUUUCAGAAUUCUGUGAUCCUGGAGAGACUUCAGCCGGACUGCGACUACGUUGUGGAACUGCAAGCCAUCGCGUACUGGGGACAGAAACGCCUGAAGAGUACCAAGGUGUCCUUGCGUUUCACACCCACACAUGUUGUCAACAACAGUAAGUGACCUUGU
Messenger RNA from Galeopterus variegatus (Sunda flying lemur), 1089 nucleotides. It is a transcript of the gene ANOS1, whose product is annotated as Kallmann syndrome 1 sequence. The coding region runs from base 1 to 1083 and encodes 360 amino acids. Gene Ontology annotation, cellular component: cell surface; extracellular region. Gene Ontology annotation, molecular function: peptidase inhibitor activity; protein binding. The record is from RefSeq and is a predicted model, not a curated record. Gene Ontology annotation, biological process: neuron differentiation. Lineage: Eukaryota; Metazoa; Chordata; Mammalia; Dermoptera; Cynocephalidae. The transcript is spliced from 6 exons.